Messenger RNA from Alosa alosa (allis shad), 3595 nucleotides. It is a transcript of the gene ppfibp2b, whose product is annotated as PPFIA binding protein 2b. Gene Ontology annotation, biological process: neuromuscular junction development. Gene Ontology annotation, cellular component: presynaptic active zone. Gene Ontology annotation, molecular function: protein binding. NCBI's taxonomy places the organism in Eukaryota, Metazoa, Chordata, Actinopteri, Clupeiformes, Clupeidae. The record is from RefSeq and is a predicted model, not a curated record.
CAAGAGUUUCACAUGGGAGAUGAUGCUCCGCGCGAAAUGAAAACGAGUGCCAAUUUGGUAAAACCAACAUUAAUUGAUUGAUUAAAUGAAUUGACUUUAUACGACGCAUGGAGGCUAACGUGUAGGAUUGGUAUUUAUUUUGACUUUAUUCUCGCGCUCAGCGAACUUCUACAAUUGAGAUGACUUAAGUAAAGUCGAAUGACUUGCUGCCUGGCCAGGGAAGUGCUGUACAGUGGGCUUGAACAUUACUCAGCGCUUUGGUUAUAUCACAGAGAACAGCAGGAAAGAAAGGUCACUCUGUCGGUUUGUUGUCAAAUUGCAUUUUGCCGAUUUGCUUUGGAUUUGCGUGGCAAACAGGUGGAUCAAGUGGAUCAGCCGCCAUACAGGACACAGUGUGGUCUUGCUGUGCAUGCAGUUGAAUUGUAUCGUUAUGGCAUCGGACGCAAGCCAUAUGCUUGAGGCUGCCUUGGAGCAGAUGGAUGAUAUCAUUGCAGGCUCUAAGGCUGUCGCAGAGCUGAGUAACGGCCUGUAUGACCUGGGAUCGCCAGUCAGCUCGGCUCCCCUGCAGGUGCUGCAGCUGGCUGAAGACCUGAGGCUGGCCCUGGAGCUGCAGGCCUGUGACGGGGAGAGGGAGAUGCUGCGCUCACAGCUGCCCUGCGCCACAGCACACCUCCUCAUCGACUGGCUACAGAAAGGCUCGAUAAACCUCCAGUCACCCCCCAACAAUGAAACCUGUCAAGAGCGGCUGGCACGCUUAGAAGGGGAUAAACAGUCUUUGGUUCUUCAGGUGAGUGUGCUCACGGACCAGGUGGAGGCACAGGGGGAGAAGAUUCGGGACCUGGAGUGCUCACUUGAAGAGCACCACCACAAGCUUGUCUCCACUGAGGAAAUGCUACAACAGGAGUUGCUGAGCCGGACUUCUUUGGAGACGCAGAAACUGGAUCUCAUGGAUGAGGUUUCCUAUCUGAAACUGAAGCUGGUGGGCAUGGAGGAGGAACCGCAGAGCCCGGCCAACGGCGACGACAGGCAGCACAAAGCCGAGUCUGUGGUAAAUCUGAUUAGCGAGCUUCAGGAGCAGAUGUGUAAGUUUCAGGAGGAGAUCAGUACUCGCAUCCAGGAGAAGCGGGCUCUGGAGGGCCAGGGGAAUGCUGGCGCCCGUGAGCCCCACAGCCAGAGCCCCAGCCUUGGCCUGCUGGGCAGCCCUGACCCCGACGACUGCUGUCACUGUAGAGGAGAGAACGCUGGCCGCUGCGCUGCCCUGGUGCAGGAGCUGCGUCUGCUCAAGUUUAAAGUGGACGAGCUGGAGGGGGAGAAGAGCCAGUACGAGAGGAAGCUGAAGGCCACUAAGACGGAGAUUUCGGAGCUGAAGCAGCUCCUGGCGUCCAAGGACUCGGAGAUUGAGUGCCUGCAGAGCCAGCUGAUGGCCCGUGGAAUGCUGGGCAACGACGUCACGGAGAGAGAGGAUGUGUACAGGAGAAAGCUGAAAGACAAAUAUCAAGAGCUCCAGCGUCUGAAAAUAGGAAUGGAAUCCCUGUUAGCUGCCAAUGACGAGAAGGACCGCCAUAUUGACGAGCUCACCACUCUCUUGGGUCAGUACCGCAAGAUGAAGGAUGUGAUGGCCCUCUCACAAGUGUCCAAUGACAAGCUGCUGUGUGGGAGCAGCGAGGAGGAGCUGAGUGGGAGUCUGAAGAUGAGGGCCCUGACGCACAAAGCUCACUCGGACAUCAUGAGAUCGGAGAUGUCCUCCAGAGGCUCGUCUCCCCUGCUGGUCUCUCCCAUGUGCCUCCAGAAGGACAUGGACUCCAGCUGCCGUAGCUUCCAGAUGGCCAUGGAAUCCACAAUAUCACCUAGCAGCAUUAGCUACCACAACGGACAGUGGCAAGUCGAUCGGCCACGGCUCUUGUCCUCCAGUCUGGAAGAGCUGCAGAGCGGAUCUGUACACAAGCAUGUUGUGGGGCAGCCAAUAGAACCUGUUCUGCAGAACCAGCAUGCAGAUAAUAACAAAUACCGGACUCUGCCGGGCAAGCUGUCCAGACGGAAUGCAGAACAGAAUGGAGAGAGAGAGAAGUACUCUUCACCUCUGCAGCUGUCACCGGACGAGAGUGAGGACAGCCAGUUCAACCUCAGAAAGACAGAGAGGGCGGAUGACUCAACGCUGUCUGACCUCUCCCCCCUGUCAUCUGGAAGGGACUCGGGCCAGCAGUCGCCUGUCUCCCCAGAACACAGGAAAACACAGAGGGGCAUCAAGAAGCUGUGGGGGAAGAUCCGCAGGUCGCAGUCGGGAAGCCUGCCCGCGGGCGAGCCCGAGUCGGCCGAGUUCCGCAGAGGAGGCAUGAGAGCCACGGCUGGUCCGCGACUGGCCAACGCAGGACAGGCGGCACGCGACACGAACACGCCAUUCUCCAAGUGGAGCCCGGAGCAGGUGUGCAGCUGGCUGGAGGACUCCGGUCUUGGGCAGUACGCCAGCCAGACCCGCCAGUGGAUCAGCAGUGGGCAGACGCUCCUGUCCGCCAGCACACAGGACAUCGAGAAGGAGAUGGGGAUUAAGCAUCCUCUGCACAGGAAGAAGUUGCAGUUGGCCCUGCGCUCCUUCAGUAGCAAACUCACCGAGAAGUCUGCCGAGCUGGAUCACAUCUGGGUCACACGAUGGCUGGAUGAUAUUGGAUUACCUCAGUACAAGGACCAGUUCAAUGACGCGAGGGUAGAUGGCCAAAUGUUGCAGUAUUUGACAGUGAAUGAUCUGCUGUUCUUGAAAGUCACAAGUCAGCUCCAUCACCUCAGCAUCAAGUGUGCCAUCCAUGUGCUCCACGUCAACAAGUUCAACUCCAACUGCCUGAAGCGCAGGCCUGGGGAUGAGCAUAACAUCUCACCCUCUGAAGUGGUGCAGUGGUCCAACCACCGUGUAAUGGAGUGGCUGCGCUCAGUGGACCUGGCUGAGUAUGCGCCCAACCUGAGGGGCAGUGGAGUCCACGGGGGCCUCAUAAUCCUGGAGCCGCGCUUCAACUCGGACACAUUGGCCAUGCUCCUGAACAUCCCGCCCCAGAAGACGCUCCUGCGCCGGCACCUGGCCACCAACUUCGGCUCGCUGGUGGGAGGGCGGGCCCAGCAGGAGAAGAGGGAGUUCAUGGAGUCGCCCAGCUACACCCCGCUCACCACCACUGCCAAAGUGCGGCCGAGGAAGCUGCCUUUCUCCAACUUCAGCCAUCUGCGGAGGCGGAAGGCAGACGAGGCGGCGGACUACAUCUGCCCCCUGGAGGCGGCCCAAGUGCCGGCCCCGGCCCUGGUCAACGGACACCGGCCCUACAGUGGCUUCCGGGGCCUCAGCCCCAUCCUCGACAGGGACCCCGAGAGGCGGGGGGAGCAGGCGCUGGUGACCCAGGGAACCAUUAUGCAGAUAGAAGCUCUGUCAGAGGGAAUAAACAACCUGACAUACUUGUUAAGCCGCGACGAGCUACUGCGAGGGAUGCGCCGGAGCCAGACGGCUAUAGUGUGAGCUGGACGCUAACGGCCGCGGCUAACCAACACCAACAUCCCAUCCAGGGGAGCCUCAUACCUCAGCUUAACCCCAAGAGGCCUUUACCAGCUGCUUCAGGCA